Quercus lobata is the source of this 2424-nucleotide messenger RNA. RefSeq names its product laccase-15-like. The record is from RefSeq and is a predicted model, not a curated record. The transcript has 10 exons. NCBI's taxonomy places the organism in Eukaryota, Viridiplantae, Streptophyta, Magnoliopsida, Fagales, Fagaceae. Gene Ontology annotation, cellular component: apoplast. Gene Ontology annotation, molecular function: copper ion binding; hydroquinone:oxygen oxidoreductase activity. The coding region runs from base 413 to 2194 and encodes 593 amino acids. Gene Ontology annotation, biological process: lignin catabolic process.
UUUCCUCACCAUCCAUAUCUUACUUUCUUCUGAUUUUUUUUUUCUUUGCUUUUUCUAAAUCCACACACGUCGUCUUCUGUCUCCUCUAUUUAUGCCCUACCCACUUUUGAAUUUCAACACACCUACAUCUUCAUCUUCACUUUUAUGAGUUUAUAACAGUCACUCUUCUCUGCGUCUUUCUAUCAGUACCAAAGCAUCUUUUCCAGUUCUCACUCUCAAAUUUCUCACUACGAAUUUCUUUUUGUUAGCUGUGUAGGCUGUUAACAAGAAGUCAUCCCCUCCAACGAAUGAAAGAACUCCCAGCUAUCAAUUCAGUCCAUGGAAAUGUGUUCCUAAUGAUGAUCUAAUCAAUGUUAUGUAAAGAUAAGAGUCGUUAAACAAAUUUAUCUAAAAUAGAUUUGGGUUGAACAAGAUGGGUCUGCUCUCAAAACUCCUAUGGCUUGCUUGUUUGAAUAUAUUUCUGUUUCGCAUGGCUGAAAGUGCAGUUCAUUAUUACGACUUUGUUCUAAGGGAGAAAAAUUUUACAAGGCUGUGCAGCACAAAAAGCAUGCUGGUUGUAAAUGACAGUUUUCCAGGACCAGUAAUCCGUGUUCAUAAAGGAGAUACUGUAUUUGUUAAUGUUCAUAAUGAAGGAUAUUAUGGUGUCACAAUUCAUUGGCAUGGAGUAAAACAACCAAGAAACCCAUGGUCUGAUGGUCCUGAGUAUAUCACACAAUGUCCAAUAGAACCAGGAACAAACUUCACAUAUGAAGUCAUUUUUUCAACUGAGGAAGGAACUCUUUGGUGGCAUGCUCAUAGUAACUGGACACGAUCAAGUGUCCAUGGUGCCAUAGUUAUUUAUCCCAAAGAAGGAACAACAACUCCAUACCCGAAGCCUGAUGGUGAAGAAAUUUUCAUACUAGGAUCUUGGUAUGUUGGAAACAUUAACGCGUUGGUACUGGAGGACCUUAAAACUGGUGCAUCCGCACCCGAAUCAGAUUCUUAUGUGAUCAAUGGCCAACCGGGAGAUUUCUUACCAUGCUCCCAAGAUUCAACUCAUCGUUGGGUGGUUGAUUUUGGGAAGACAUAUCUUGUCCGAGUAAUCAAUGCUGCUAUGAAUGCUGACCUCUUCUUUGCAAUUGCUAAACAUAAUAUCACAGUUGUUGGAGUGGACGGUGGCUAUGUAAAACCCAUAGUCAACGAUUUUAUAGUGAUAAGCCCGGGACAAACCAUGAAUCUCUUACUAACAGCAAAUCAACCUUUGGGCCAGUACUACGCUGUCGCUAGACAAUAUGACACUGACCAGUCGUUUUUUAACGGGUUUGAUGACACAAAUGCUACAGCAAUUCUUAUGUAUAGUGGCAACUAUACUGCCCCAGAUGUUCCACUCUUUCCUAGCAACAUUCCUGCCUAUACGGACAAUAAUGCCGCAUAUAAAUUUAUUGGUCGCCUACGGAGCUUAGCAAGCAAAGAAUACCCAGUAAAUGUCCCAUUAAAUAUAACUACAAGAAUGCUUAUCACAAUUUCUAUGAACUAUCUUCCCUGUCCAAAUGCAUCCUGUGCGGGUAUAGAUGGAAAUAUGAUAGCAAGUAGCUUAAGCAACAUGAGUUUUGUGAACCCCACUACUGAUGUGUUGCUUGCCUAUUAUAGGAACUUGAGUGGCAUUUAUACCCCAGAUUUUCCAAAUUGGCCAGAAUCUUUCUUUAACUUCACUGCGGACGAUUUGCCAUUAAACACUACAAUACCAACUCAAGGGACCAGGGUUAAGAUGUUAGACUACAAUGAAGAGGUGGAGAUAACUUUUCAAGGGACUGCGGUAUUGAAAAUACCACAAAAUCAUCCAAUGCACAUGCAUGGGUAUAGCUUUUAUGUGGUUGGAUCAGGUUUUGGAAAUUUUAAUAAUGAGACAGACCCCAAAAACUUUAACUUGGUCGAUCCACCUGAAGUGAAUUCUGUUGAAGUGCCAAAGGAUGGAUGGGUUACCAUCAGAUUCAAAGCAAAUAAUCCUGGUGUGUGGUUUUGGCAUUGUCAUUUUGAACGACAUCUUGAUUGGGGCAUGAACACUGUAAUGAUAGUGAAAAAUGGAGGCACACCUGAGACAAGUAUCCGCCCACCCCCAACUUAUAUGCCUCCAUGUAGACCACCACCUUCCCUCGCUUUGCCUAAGGACUUCGAUGAUUCUCAUGAAGUCAGGAACGAGUAUGAAAGCAAAUAAUGUCAGAACCCAAGUUUGAGCUCCUUCAAGUUCAAGCUCUCGUUUCUGCUUUCAGGUCUUAUCUGUUGAAGGAGCAACAAGAACCUUAAUCGAGUUUUGUAAGAGUUGGGUUUUAGUUUCAAAUAAUAUCGUGUUCUCUUUUGGCAGUUUUACGCUUAAUUAUUUCAAGAGUUUGUAUUUAAGACGGAAAUAUCCUAUGUGGCAAAUGGAAUGCACUGUUGGCAUAUAAA